GGCUAGUGCAACUUAUUCAAGCACCACAUUUCCAUCCAAGGUGAAUUGGCUUCAUCUUGGGAACAUUGAAUGUCGGAAUAGCUGCUAGCCUCAGAGUACCAGAUAACUUCCCUUUCGUGGGAUAAGCCGAUCUCUCACUCCGUUCUCUUCUGUCUACUGAAACUGCGCUUUAAAUACGUAUAAAAUGGUUGUCUUAGCCGCAUCUAUCUGCACUCGAGGCGGGAAAGCUGUCCUUUCAAGGCAGUUCCGCGAGAUGCCCAGAUCGCGAAUCGAAGCCCUUCUGGCAUCCUUCCCCAAACUCGCCGAUUCUGGAACUCAGCAUACCACCGUCGAGCAGGACAAUGUUCGCUUCGUCUACCAACCCCUGGACGAGCUCUACAUGGUGCUGAUUACCAACCGCCAAUCCAACAUCUUGCAGGAUAUUGACUCCCUCCACCUAUUCGCCCAAGUGGUUACUAGCACGUGUAGGACCUUGGACGAGCGGGAGAUCGUCAAGAAUGCCUACGAACUUCUCAGCGCCUUCGACGAAUUGGUUUCCCUUGGCUACAGAGAAAAUCUCACCAUCAGUCAGAUCAAGACCUUCCUAGAGAUGGAAAGUCACGAGGAGCGCAUCCAGGAGAUUAUCGCACGGAACAAGGAACUCGAAGCCACCGAGGAGCGCAAGCGAAAGGCUAAGCAACUGGAGCUGCAGCGAAAGGAAUCCGCGAGAAUCGGCCGUCCUGGCGCGCCGAGAACGCCGGUGUAUCCGACUUACACUCCCCCUACUCGGCCCACGCCUGUAGAUACGUACGAUACCUACGAGGCUGAGAAGAACAAGUCACAUAAGCCGACCGUGAUGAAGGGCAAGGGAAUGCAGCUGGGCAAAAAAUCGAAAACUACUGAUAUGUUCGAGCGCGUCCGAGGAGACUUGGGAGCUGAAGUAGACGAGUCACCGCUGGUACCAUCCGCUCCCACCCCUGUUGCCGAACCCGCCGCUCCACGGAUUUCCUCCACCUUAGAUCGUGACGCAAUCCACAUUACUAUCAACGAGAGUAUUACUGCGAAACUGUCGAGGGAAGGUUCACUCAACUCUCUAGCUGUCAGCGGUGACCUAAGCCUCAAAGUCUCGGAUCCUAGCUUGACCAAGAUCAAGCUCGAUCUUUCAGCAAAUGCAUCCCACGGUGUCCAGUUCCGCACUCAUCCCAACGUUGACCGUGGCCUCUUCACAAGCUCCAAGGUCAUCCAGAUGAGCAAUGUAGCGCGUGGUUUUCCAGUCAACAACGCCGUCGGCGUUCUAAGAUGGCGAGUCACGCCGAAGACGGAUGACACUAGUGCCUUGCCCAUUAGUUUCACGGUUUGGGUGAACAAGGGCUCAGGCGGCAACUUCACGAUCACGGUCGAAUAUGAGCUCACAGGAGGUGACACGCUGAAGGACGUGUCCGUCGUCAUUCCUUACGCCACAAGCGAGCCGUCUGUGUCCAGCUUUGAUGCUACCUACGAAGUAUCUGGAGAUAGCCUCGAAUGGACUAUUGGGACGAUUAGCGACGAUAAUCCCAAUGGCUCUUUCGAAUUCGACGCUCAGGCGGACGACGAGAACGAGUUCUUCCCCAUGCAAGUUCGGUUUUCAAAGACCACCCCCUUCAUUGAUGUCGACGUCACGUCGGUAUCGUUGGUGGAGGAAAAUGAAGAGGUCACAUUCUCUAAAGAUGUCAGAUCGGUGGCCGAUUCGUAUUUAGUCGAGUAGAGGUAGGCUUAGGCAAAUACUAAUGAGUCAUGUAUGAAAUGACGGCCUCUAAAAAGGAGUUGUGAUGUGAUGUUAUAUAGAGCGAUGGUCCAAAUAGAGCAUGCUACUAGUAAUGGAUUGUGAAUAAUUGCCAACAAUAUCGGCCUCCAAAUUUAGGUGUGGAUCUUCUAUUUGACGAGUUACUCCUUUAAGCACGUCAAUAUACUAUCUAAGACGCUAUUCAUGGAUACAGAUCCAAUGUUGCAAGUUGAACGUUGUGAGACAGGUGCGAUUAACGGGAUGGAAACAAUACCGUACCAGAUACGGUGGUGUCGUUAUUUAUAGUCUGUACUGUACAGUAUCCUCGGCGGGACUGACAAAUUUAGCGCGCCGUGUCCUCAGUAAAUUAACCUUAGUUUUUGCAACUUUGAGAGGCGCGACGUAAAAG
Annulohypoxylon truncatum is the source of this 2150-nucleotide messenger RNA. RefSeq lists its product as uncharacterized. The transcript has 5 exons. Gene Ontology annotation, cellular component: COPI vesicle coat; cytosol. The record is from RefSeq and is a predicted model, not a curated record. Gene Ontology annotation, biological process: retrograde vesicle-mediated transport, Golgi to endoplasmic reticulum; Golgi localization; endoplasmic reticulum to Golgi vesicle-mediated transport. NCBI's taxonomy places the organism in Eukaryota, Fungi, Ascomycota, Sordariomycetes, Xylariales, Hypoxylaceae. The coding region runs from base 185 to 1723 and encodes 512 amino acids.